Hydatigera taeniaeformis is the source of this 1377-nucleotide messenger RNA. Lineage: Eukaryota; Metazoa; Platyhelminthes; Cestoda; Cyclophyllidea; Taeniidae. The record is from the annotation of a GenBank genome assembly.
AUGUUUCUCAACGACUACGAUGACCUCCCACUGGACGCGUUGAAGUACCUGACGGGGGAGUGCAACUAUGGUGGGAGAGUGACGGAUGGGAACGAUCGCAGAUGUCUGGUCUCCCUAUUAAACAUCUUUUACAACCACGAUCUUGUGACGCAGGACAACUACAGUCUUUCGCCAUCAGGAUUGUACACAGUUCCUCCGGAGGGGAGCUAUGAGAGUUACCUGGAAUUUAUUCGGUCCCUUCCGAGUCGGCCGAGCCCUGAGGUGUAUGGACUUCACGAGAAUGCCGACAUAACAAAAGACAACCAGGAAACCACUCAGCUCUUCGAUGCCAUCUUGCUGACACUUCCACGUGAAUCAGGCGGCGGGGAGAAGUCCACGGAGGCGACAGUCAGCGAUUUGGCAAUAGACAUCUUGAACAAGCUACCGCCUGAGGAUUUCGACUUACAAAAGGUGAUGAAACUCUACCCUGUGGUAUACACAGAGUCUAUGAACACUGUGUUGCGGCAAGAGUUGAUUCGCUUCAACACUCUCACUGCGGUGGUGCGCAGUAGUCUGCAGGGUCUCUUACGUGCCAUUGAGGGCCUUGUGGUAAUGUCGGCAGAGUUGGAAGAAGUGUACGCCUCCAUGCUCGUAGGCAAGGUGCCAGCCGUCUGGGCUGCCAAGUCAUAUCCCUCACUAAAACCGCUUGGAAGCUAUGUUGUUGAUUUACUAGCAAGACUUAACUUCUUCAAUGAAUGGAUCACCUUCGACUCGCCACCUGUGUUUUGGAUCUCGGGCUUCUACUUCACGCAGUCCUUCCUGACUGGCGUGCUGCAGAACUUUGCGCGCAAGUACACCAUUCCCAUUGAUAUGGUAGGCUUCGACUUUGAAAUGAAGCGCAUCUAUAUCAACAGCGUUCUCGAGCCCCCCGCCACCCCGAGUCCCACAGAAACCACAGGAUCAGAUGAGGAAGCAACACAAGAGCAGGCACAACCAGUAGACCGUCUUCCCAUCACCCCCUCGGCUGCUGCUGAUGGCACACUACAGCGACGCAACACCUUCCACGGACUGACCAAACCUGAUAAUGGAGCCUUCAUUACGGGCCUCUUCAUGGAUGGCGCAAGAUGGGAUUCAGAGGCCGGAGUUGUGGCAGAGUCAAAACCGAAGGUUCUCUUUGAUGCUAUGCCUGUGAUCUGGCUGGUGCCGAAACGACUGGAGAAGGUGGUGACGGAAGCAAAAUACUCCUGUCCCGUGUACAAGACAUCGGUGCGACGUGGCGUUCUCUCCACCACAGGACACUCUACCAACUUCGUUCUCUCCAUCCUACUACCCACCGAGAUGCCAGAAACUCAUUGGAUAAAUCGGGGCGUAGCUGCGCUUUGCCAACUGGAUGACUGA